Aspergillus affinis is the source of this 951-nucleotide messenger RNA. RefSeq names its product purine-nucleoside phosphorylase. The coding region runs from base 1 to 951 and encodes 316 amino acids. The transcript is spliced from 6 exons. The record is from RefSeq and is a predicted model, not a curated record. Gene Ontology annotation, biological process: nucleoside metabolic process. Lineage: Eukaryota; Fungi; Ascomycota; Eurotiomycetes; Eurotiales; Aspergillaceae. Gene Ontology annotation, cellular component: cytoplasm. Gene Ontology annotation, molecular function: purine-nucleoside phosphorylase activity.
AUGGCUCAGCUUCAGAGCGGCCCGUCCUCGUUUGAACGAGCCAAUGAGGCUUGUUCGAUGUUGACAGAUCACCUUCCAGUUCCUCUGCAGAAUCCAAAAGUUGCAAUCAUCUGUGGUUCAGGUCUGGGAGGGCUCGCCGACACAAUACAACAUGGACCACGGGCAGAGUUCGAUUAUUCUUCUAUACCCCAUUUUCCUUGCCUUACAGUUGCUGGGCAUGCCGGAAAGCUUGUCUUUGGUCUUAUCAAUGGGCAGGUUCCUGCGGUCUUGAUGGUCGGCCGUGCACACUAUUACGAAGGGCAUUCCAUUGAUCAAGUGACAUUUCCCAUUCGAGUUUUUAAGCGCCUGGGUGUUGAUACCGUCAUAUUGACCAAUGCCGCCGGAGGGCUCAACCCAGACUACGCUGUGGGUGACAUUGUGUUGCUUAACGAUCACCUUUUUUUAGCUGGACUGGCAGGAAUCCACCCGCUGCGGGGACCGAAUAGUGAAGAGUUCGGUCCUCGAUUUCCUCCACUGUCGGACGCUUAUGAUCUUGAGCUUCGUCGUCAUACACAUGAGAUCUGGAAGGAGCUAUCGCAGCCGCAAAAGAGAAGACUGCACGAGGGUGUGUAUGCUUUUGUAGGAGGACCAAGCUAUGAGACUAGGGCAGAGUGUCGUCUUCUUCAUCAGCUGGGCGCGGACGUAGUCGGCAUGUCGACUGUUCCGGAAAUUGUAGUCGCUAGACACACCGGUCUCAGGGUUCUUGCACUCAGCCUCGUGACAAACACAGCCGUCCUCUCCCCUGGGCCUCGUGGAGACGACAACCUGAUUCAGGGGAAAGACACGCAAGAACUAGAUGCUAUCCUGCAGAAAGGGAAAGCAAAUCAUGAAGAAGUUCUUGAAGCAGGCCGUUCUGCCGCCAUUGAUAUGCAGGUUCGCAUCCCCUCCCCAGAGCGUGCCUCUGUAUACUGA